GCCCGCUUCCCUCCAGGAUGGCCGUCCCUCUUCUGCUUCUCUUGCUGGGAGUCGCCAGCCGGACCGCGGCACAAACUGCCGACUUAGAGGUCAUCUCCUACACGCCGCGGGUCACGGACCAGCCCAUGGCCGGGAAGAUCACGGCCAGCACCUUCGCCUUGGAGCCCCCCAGGUGCGUCUUCGACCAGUUCAUCAACGCCACCGACCACAUCUGGCUGGUGGUCACCUUCCUCAACGCCACUUCCAAGUUCAAGAACCCGGCCACGCCAAAGGACGUCCCGCCUUACGAGGAGCUCUACAACACCUACGCCUACAUGACCAUGCGGGCCACGCUGGACAGCUUCCCCUGCCAGAAAGAGCGCACCACCAGCGUCCUCCGGGUCGGGAACGAGUCCAGCUGCAAGAACGACGACAGCCGCACCCACUGCAACGGGCCCUUGCCCUCCUCGGGGCCCUUCCGGGUGAAAUUCCUGGCCAUGGACACCAAUGGAGCCGUCGCGGAAACCCGGUGGUCGGCCCCCAUCACGCUGGAGAAACCGAUGCAGUGGGACAAGAUCGACACGUGGCCAGGACGGCGUGAAGGAGACAUGAUUGUCAUUACCGUCAUCCUCUCUUCCCUCUGCGGGGUCGUCACCAUCGGCCUCCUUAGCACCGUGGUCUACGAAUGUUUCAAGGCCUGGAGGCACGGCCCCACGGACAACGCCUCGGAGGAACAGCACCCGGACCCCGAGCCCUCCUCCUUCCAGAGCAGCCGCUACGACACCCACCACAUCCCCCCGGCCCCCCCGGCGCCCCCUCCUCCCCCCUCCAUGGAGGGGACCAGCCCUUAG
Messenger RNA from Anolis sagrei ordinatus, 830 nucleotides. Its product is annotated as uroplakin-3b-like. The record is from RefSeq and is a predicted model, not a curated record. Lineage: Eukaryota; Metazoa; Chordata; Lepidosauria; Squamata; Anolidae. Gene Ontology annotation, cellular component: membrane.